AUGGGCUUACUCAAGAGCGGAUGGAUGCAGCCCGUGGUGGAGGAGUCCACGGCGGCUGACUCCGAAGCAGAGACCGAGAUUCAAGCCGAGACUCAAGCCGAGCCGGGCGCCAAGGCGCUCAUCUCGGACAUCCCGGACGACGCCUUUGGCCACGUCCUCUUCUGGCUUCCUCCGCUCACGAAUCUCGCGGCGGCUCGCGUGGCGAAGCAGUGGCGCGUCCGCGUCGCGAAAUUCUUUGCGACAUUGCGCGAGCUCGACGUUACGACCGAAGAGAUGAGCGCGUCGCUGGUGCGGGGACGCAAUCCAGCCGUCGGCCCCGAACGCUGGGGACGCAAAUCCAGCCGGCUUGCAAUGCUGCUUGGCAAAUGCCGCUCGUUGGAGUCGUUGACGGUGGGGUUUGGUGAAUACGAAGAGUCGCUCGGCGAGUGCCCGAGCCAUCUCCUCCGGUCUCUCUCCCUCCGACGGCUCGUAAUUGCUGGAGACUACAUGAGUCCAGAAUGCGUCCACAACAUCGCUCGUUUGAGUCCGAAUCUCGAAGAAUUCAAGUGGCGAGGCCGCUCUGACGAUACGUACAGGGUCAUGGGCUACGGAGCAGUAGGGACCUUACGGGUGUUCCACCGGCACUGCCGACGCCUCCGCCGAUUGCCCCCAUUCGGGUGUUGCUGCAGCCGCGGUCCGCUGGAACCCGACGGCCCGUGUGGUUACGAAGCGGAGGCCUUCGAGUUGCUUAAGACGUGGCCGUCGCUCGAAGCGAUCGAAAUUCAUCAGUGUUUCCCCCUCAGUAUCGGUGAAAUGCAGCACCGCGCCCUCGGUUUUGGUACGGACAAGGGACAAUUUAAGGGAAUAUUGCGGGUCGUUAUGCACGACCUCGAUGAUCUCGUGUUUGACGAGGUGGCGGGUGGGGAGGUACCGGCUGAGCUCAUCCUCCAGAGAGAUUUCGGCAAAAACGAGAGACGGCCCUUACGCUUUGGAACUAUUGAAGACCUCCCGCCCUACUAG
Molecule: messenger RNA, 999 nt
Organism: Pelagomonas calceolata
Lineage: Eukaryota; Pelagophyceae; Pelagomonadales; Pelagomonadaceae
Source: the annotation of a GenBank genome assembly